Molecule: messenger RNA, 7085 nt
Organism: Fonticula alba
Lineage: Eukaryota; Rotosphaerida; Fonticulaceae
Product: serine/threonine protein kinase
Exons: 8
Coding region: 1-7005 (2334 amino acids)
Biological process (GO): protein phosphorylation
Molecular function (GO): protein kinase activity; ATP binding
Source: RefSeq, a predicted model, not a curated record
AUGUCGCUCUGGACGUUGCUCCUGGCGGUGCUUGCACUCCUCAGCCCGCUGUGGGCCGGGUCCACAGCCGAUGUGGACCUUCCGGACACCUUUCUCGUGGAAAGCCCCCACCAGAUGGACCCCCUGCCGGCCCACAACUUCGGCCGCAUGUACUCCCCGGGAUCCAUUGUCCAAUACGUCUUUGACAACCGAGCAGCCAACUUCUACCCGCAGCGCACCGAGCAGGGCCUAUUCCCCUCCCUGCGCCUCGGGUCCUUCUUCUCCCGACAAAGCGACCUAUCCUUCACCCUCUUCAAUAUCCCCGAAACGGCCGUCCCCACGCUCAUGGCCCUCCCUACGCCGGAGCUUCAGCAGCCGAUGUUUGCCUGGCAAGACAGACAACUUGUCUACCUGACCUGGCAACAUAACAAUCACCCCUACUCCUUCGACGGGAACAUCCAACCAGUUAUCCUCGCGGUGGAUGUUAUCGCACCGACGGUGGCCCGGAUCCUGGUCGAUCAUGAGGGCGCCGCGGUCCUCCUGCACUUCGAGAACAACAUCUUCUCCUCGUCCAAGUUGGCCGUUGAGCCGAGGAGUGCGACCGCCGGUCUUCCCGGGAAUCUCUUCCUAGCCACGCCCUCUUCUUGGUAUUGGCUGCAAGAGGGCGCCCGAUCGCGAGCCACCUCGACCAGCCAGCCAAUCCUCGACAUGGCUGCCACGCGCUUCCUGACGGCCGACCCGGAUCGCAUGGAUCUGGUCAUUGUCACGCCCGGCGAGCUGCAGAUCUACAUUGGCCUGGGUCCCAACAACACCUGGCUCGACCUCCUCACCAGUCCCCUGUCCGAGGCCCAAGACCACCUCCUCCUCCACAUGGUCCCCCGUGUGCCGCACAUCACCCUCCCCACCGGGUACUUGCAUCUGGUCCACCAAUCCACGAAAGCCCUCUGGCGCGUGAACUACCACCCCACGCGGCUUCUGUGGCAGCGUGUUCGAGCUCCGGGCCACUUCAAUCCCCUGCAGUCCGCCAUGCUGCCCGUGUCGAUGGCCAAUGCCCGCGCACAUCCCCCCGAACUGUGGCUGGCCCAUCAACAUGUGCGCGUGUUCCCCACCGGCCCAUUGUUCGGGUGCACCGGGGCCGACCCCUCGAUCGUGUGCGACCCGGCCACCGGCUCGUGGAAAUGCGCCCCCGGUCGGGUGUACGCGCCCUUGGCUUCGCCGAUGGAGCUUUGUGCCGCGUGCGCCGAUGGAUUCCACGCGGUGGCCCUUUCUCCAUACCGAUAUGACUGCCGGCCCUGCCCCGGAGACCACUGUCGAGCCUGUGUGGCCGGGGUGUGCACCGCUUGCAUGGAUGGCUACCUGCUCCGUCGGACCCUGGUAAAUGGCGCCCCCUCUGCCCAAUGCGUGAGCAUCUGCGGCCCGGGCUAUCAACCGGCGCAGGCCGAGUGCCAGCCCGAUCCUCCCCCCUCCCGGCCCCAUAUGCCCCUGACACGGAUCUCCCAGCAGGCCGACAAAAACAUCGCGGCUCUCACUCCAACUCGCAUGUUCCACCGAGACGGCCGGCUCUACCUUUCCCGUGAUUCGCUGUCGGCCCGGGAGCCCGGUGGCAUGUUGGCCAUCUUGCAAACCGGCACCUUUGCCAUGGUCGAUGUCCGGAGCCUGGCCAGUGACCUGACAGCUCCGCUGCAGGUCCACCCGCUGGAGCGACUUCCCAGCGUCUCUUCCGUCCGGCAGAUGUUCGAGCUUGGCCCACUGCGCCAGGGCGAUACCAUCCGCCUGGUGUUGCUCAUUGUGCUUUCCGGCCAGCAGUCCCAGAUCACCUUCGAGUGCCACCUUCCGCUUCAUGGCGAGGAGGAUGAAUGCCCCGCUUUGCACUCCCCACUGGCGACUCCGGCCUCGUCCCUUUCCACCCAAGCCCUUGGCAAUCGCAUCUCGCCGACGGUCGUUUCCUAUGAUGGUCCCUUUCACGAGCUCCGCCCAGACGGCAGCCUCAUCAAAGUGGAGGGCAUCCUGACAGCCGAUCAAAGGACCUCCGCCGCCAUGGCCAUCCACACCAACCCGGCCACCGGUCAGCCCGUCUCGUGGGUUUAUCAGUACAUCCAAAAUGCCGGCUUCGUUGCUCAUCCCUGGGACCUGGUGAGUUUCGGCGAUGCACGCACCUCCACCAAGGACUGGCAGCACAUCCAGACCCACAAUCCCCCGAACGUCAUGCCACUUGCCCCGGCGGUGUCCCGGCACCCGGUGGGCACCCGGUCCGGGACCUCGACCAGCAGCACAUCCCCGCGCCAGCAGCCCGCUCCUCCGGCUGGGCGCCCGGCCGCACACUCCAGCACAUGGCCCAUCCACAUGCUCAACUCCGGCAUUGUGCCAUCCAUUUUUUGGCGCCCCAUGGCAUUGGCCUCCGGUUCCCGACCGCAUCACCUGCCCCAGUAUGAUCUUCUGCUGACGGGCAUCGCCCUGAUCAACACCGUGCCCCAUUGGCUUGUCAUCCAUUAUCCACUCGGCAUGGAGCCCCAACAGCGCACUCGGCAAAUCGCCGGGUCCCCCAGCAGCCGCGGCCCCCUCCCCCUGAACAAAUCCACUGCCCCUUCGACUGUCUUCCAUGCGCAGGCCCUCCACCUGCAGGGGUAUCCCGAAUACCCCAGUGCCUUAGUGGUGUUGCACCGCGACUUCUUCGGCGUCCUUCUGCUACAUUGUCCCCUGGGCCACGCCGUCUGCCAGCUGGGGCCUUCACACAUGUCCACCUACCCGGCCGGCCUGUCGGUCACCGAACAUACCUUCAUCACCGCGGCUCAACUUCCCCAGUCGGGCUCUCUCUCGGAUGGCCAGCCCGCCGCCGCCGCUUUCCUCAUCGUGUCACGCUCCAAUCCGUCCAGCACCUUCCUGCUGCAGGUGGCCCCGGAGGCAUGUCCCCUGGGCACAUAUGCCCCCGAGUGUGGCCCCUGCCAUGAAGACUGCCAAGCAUGCCACGGCCCCCUGGCCACCGACUGCUCCCAGCCCGGGUGCAACUUCUUCCUGCCCGCCGACCCGGCCACAUGUCUCCCCGUCUGCCCGCCUGGCCUCCAUCGCCACGCCUCCGGGGCAUGCCUUUGCCGUGCCGACUGUGCUGCCUGUUCGGCCCCCGAAGUCGGGGAGUCGGUCCUCUGCACGGCCUGCCCCUCCGGCAUGGCACUCGAUCCCUCGGACCCGGCCCCCGACCGAUGCCUGGCCUGCCACAGCACCUGUAGCCAGUGCGCGGCCCCGGGCAGCCCGACUGCCUGCCUGGCCUGCUCCGACGACCGGGCAUAUCGCCAGCCCAAUGGCUCAUGUGCUCCCGCGGCCGAAUGCCCCCCCGGGUAUUGGCCACACGAGCAUGCCCGUGCAUGCGAGCCCUGCCCGGCCGGGUGUAGCACCUGUGCGGAUGCCUUCCGUUGCACGGCCUGCCGCCAGGGCUUCCUCCUGGAGGCCACCAUGGGCGUCUGCUUCGAAUGCGUGCCCGGGUGUGCCUCCUGCGAUUCCCAGCCCAACAGGUGUCUCUCUUGCCAGCCGGGGCUGCUCCUGCUGCCGGACUCCGGCACAUGUGUUUCCACCUGCCCGGCCAGCACGGCCCCCAAUGCGACGGCCACCGCCUGCCACGCCUGCCACGCAUCUUGCGCCACAUGCACGCAUCCCGGCAGCCCGAUCGCCUGCCUGACCUGCCCCGGCGCCACGGCCCUCCAGCCCGAUGGCCGGACAUGUGCCACCGAUUGUCCCAUGGGCUUCCGCCUGGCGGAUGGCCGCUGUGUCCCCUGCGACAGCGGCUGCAUUGCCUGCUCCACACCCGGCACCUGUGACCAGUGUGAUGCCCGGCGCUUUGACGCCGGCGACGGGUCUUGCUCGGUGUGCCACUCGGCCUGCCUCACCUGCACAUCGGCCAGUGCGUGUACUGCCUGCCAGCCGGGGCUGGUCUUCCUGUCGCCGGAUGCCCUGCUCGACUCUCUGUGCACAAGCACUUGCGACCCGGGGGACUUCCCCGGGCCCGGCCGCUGUCAUGCCUGCCACCGGUCCUGUGCCCUGUGUUCCGGAGCCCCCGACGCCUGCGAGGUGUGUGCUCCCGGAUUCCACCGGCCUCCUGGCUGGCUUUCGGGCGCCGGCCCGUGCAUGGCCUGCCCCGCGGGGUGCACAUCCUGCACCUCGAGCAUGUGCCUCUCCUGCGAGGGGCACCUCUUCCUGACGCAUGACGGUCGGUGCGUGGCCUCCUGCCCGGCCGGGGCAUUCGGGCAACCGGCCCUGGCCGCCUGCCAGCCGUGUGAUGCCACAUGCGCCGACUGCGCCGGGCCAUCGGCCGACGAAUGCACCGCCUGCAUCCCCGGCCUCGAGCAGGUCCCCCGGCCGGGUGGCCUGCUUGCAUGUGAGUCUCCCUGCCUGGAGGGCCAUUUCCGGGAUGACUCCUCCAUGGCAUGUCUCCCCUGCCAUGAGGCCUGUGCCGAGUGCAAUGGGCCCACCGAUGAGAACUGCUGGCGGUGUCAGGACCACCUCCUCCAGGGGAGCACCUGUGUCCAAGAAUGCGCCCCCCAGCACGUCCCCAUGGCCGGUCGCUGCCUUCCGUGCCAUGUCUCCUGCCACCAGUGCACCGGCAUCCGAAGCACCGACUGCACCGGCACCUGCCGGUCGGAUUUGCUGGCCCUCCCGGCCGGGCAGGGGCCCAUGCGUUGUGUGUCCGCCUGCCCGGCCGGCCACCGGACCACCGAGGAUGGCUGUGUUGCGUGCGGGGAUAACUGCACCACCUGCCCGGUGUCUGCCGAUGUCUGUGCCCAAUGCAACCGCGGCUGGUUCUUGUUCCCGGCCGACACGUGUGACAGCCCCUGCCCGGAGGGCACCUCGCCCUGGGGCGGCCUUUGUUCCCCCUGCCACGGCUCCUGUGCCACAUGCUACGGCCCCGAUCCCGGGCACUGUCUCACUUGCCAUGCCGAUGAGUCGGUCAUGCUUGACCACCGGUGCCUGGCAUCCUGCCCGGAGGGCUUUUUCCCGGACCACGGCCAGUGUGCCCCUUGCCACACGGCCUGCGCCGCCUGCCACGGGCCCGAUGCUCACCAAUGCACCGCCUGCAAGUCCGGCCAUCCGCUGACCCUGCGCGGAACAUGCGAGCCAGCCUGCCCGGCGGGCCAGUUUGCCAUCGAUGCCGGCCCCGACCAACGCCUCUGCCAGCCCUGCCACGAGGGGUGUCUCAUGUGCGACGGCCCGACCGCUGGCCAUUGCACCGCCUGCCGGGAGGGGCAGCUCCUGGAGCAGACCCGCUGCACGGAAGCCUGCUCGGAGGGCCAUUUCCCCUGUCCCGAUGUCCGCAGGUGCCUUGCCUGCCCGCCCGACUGCACCAGCUGCUUCCAUGAUGCCGCAUCUCCGGACACCUGUGCGGCUCGUUGUACCGCCUGCCGGGCGGGGCUCAUGCUGUCUCUGGUGACCGAGCAAUGUCAGGACACCUGCCCCCCCGGGGAAGUGUUUGAUGUUAGCCCGAUUGCCCCCCAGGCCACGUGUGCCCGGUGCGCGCCCCGGUGUGCCACUUGCCAUCCAUCUCCGGACCAUUGCACGGCCUGUGCAAACGAGGAUGACUGGCUGCAGGUGGCCACCGGCGAAUGUUUGCCCGCCUGUCCGGCGGUCCAGUACGCCUCGCACUUCGGCCAGCGCGUUUGCCUCCCCUGCCCGGCGGAGUGCGAACAAUGCACGGUCUCCGCCAUGCACCCCGGCUGCCAGGCGGACGCCCAUGGCCUGCUCGUCUGCCGGGAGGCCGAUUCCUGCGACCGGUGUGCACCGAACUCCCUCCUGCUGCAGGGCAAUGCCUGCGUCUCCAAAUGCCCCGCCGGGUUCUUCGACCACUGGGACGCCCCGGUCCCCGCGUGCGGCCCCUGCCACUCCUCGUGCCUCGGCGAGUGCUUCGGCCCAAGCCGGGACGAGUGCACCAACCCCCGACCCGCGGUCGAUCAUCGACUUGCCCUGGGACUGGGCGUUGGGCUGGGACUGUUGCUGCUGCUGCUUCUCCUGGCCCUGGCCAUUUGUUUGUUGUGGCGCUUGCGUCGAGCCCCGGCCCCGAAACCUUCCGAUGACCCAGAUGAGAAUUCAACGGUCCUCAACACGCUUGUCGAACUUUCCCUCCCGGGCGCCAUCCAGGUGGACCUGGGGAUGGACUUCACCCCGAUCGACACGGCCCUCGGCACCGGCGCCCAGGCCACUGUCUUUGCCGCGCGAGCCGUCGGUGCUGGGAUCUCCGCGCGCCUCAAUUGCCCGGAUAUCGUGGCCAUCAAGCAGCUAAAGGCGACCACAAUGACCCCCCGCCAUGUUGCUCUGUUCCAAAACGAAAUCGCCCUCAUGUGGCUGCUCCGCCACCAGGAUCACAUCGUCCAGCUGUUCGGCUACAGCGAGUCCCCGCCCGGCAUCGUCAUGGAGCGCUUCCACUCCGACUUGGGCGUCCUCCUCCACUCGGAGGUCGAGUUGUCCCUGCACACUCGACUGGAUUUGGCUCUGCAAUGGGCCACCGGCUUGGAGGCCAUGCAUGGCCAUGGUGUCGCCCAUUGCGACUUGAAGCCGGCCAAUGUCUUUGUCAGCCCCGAUGGCAGUGCUUGGCGAGCGGCGCUCGGGGAUUUCGGCACCAGUCGCAAUCUCUCCGACAGCCGGUCCUCGGCCCUGGUGUCCCAUGCACCCGAGCUGAAUGCCAUGACUGCGCGCUAUGCGGCGCCCGAGGUUUUGGUCGCCUUCCAGCGCCGACGCCCUGUCGAGGCAAACCUCUAUCUUCCGGCUGACAUAUAUGCCGCUGCCCUCCUGCUUUGGGAGACAAUCGCCCGCCGGGUUCCCUGGGAGGAUGGCUCCUUCAUGAGCAUCGCCGAAAGUGUGACCGCCGGCCGGCGCCCGGAGCUCCACCACGCCGCCGACCCUGUCACCCGGGUGAGCCCGUCUCUCGGCCAGAAUCUGCUCGACACCUUGCCCCUGCUGUGGGCCCCCGAAGCACCGGCAAGACCACCGGCUGCCAGCCUUCGCCACCUGGCUGCCACCCUGGUGACCAUGCUCCCUGACCAGUGAAUCGACCCCCCCCCCUUGACAUCCCUCCCGAGCCGGGGCCUCACUCACCUCGACGAAAUACAAGUCACCAGCAAUGUCCA